Molecule: messenger RNA, 6659 nt
Organism: Paramisgurnus dabryanus
Lineage: Eukaryota; Metazoa; Chordata; Actinopteri; Cypriniformes; Cobitidae
Source: RefSeq, a predicted model, not a curated record
GGGAGGAACCAUUCCCCUCUCCACCCGACGCACAGCAGACACAUCCCUCUGCUCUGCACAACCCUCAGAUAUGCACAGCACAACAUCAGGAACUAAAAACAGGAUUCCCUGGGACCUUAGAAAGAGCACAUCUCAGUGAUGGCCUCUCCUGUGCAGCUGUUCAUGAGCUUGCUUCAUCUGGUCUAAGAGCGGAAUUCAUCUGACACUCACAUCCACACGCCACUAAAAGCAACAACACACCGCUUAGCCAUGUACAGCGUGGAAGACCUUCUCAUUUCUCACGGAUACAAAGUCCCACAAAGGAACAGCAACAAUGUCCCCGUUUCACACUCGUCGUCCCCCCACCCCGCAACCUAUGAAAAAUGUCUGCCAACACGAAGCGACAGCCGGUGUGAAAUCGAAGAGAAGCGGAAAGGACACAGCGCGGUAAACGGCUAUGAGGGGGACCAUGUUUACAGCGGUGGAGGAAUCAGACAGACUCCUGCCAGGGGAUUCCCCAGUGACACCGAAAACAGGGUCAGAAAGCAAAGAACGCAAGACGUGGACAACGGUAACCUCCGAGAUGGACGUCUGCCUGAAGAUAGUCUGACCACAGACAGCGGGUUUUACGAAAGCCACAGAGGAAUACAUUCCCAGCCUAGAUCUGAGCAAGAUGUGUCCUACUGGCGAAGAAGAGGUCAGGACUUCAGUGUGCUUCUGGAUUAUGCCGACUACAGGGACCCACGUGGAAGUUCAGGAGGGGUUCCCAACAAGCCAGAGGGCAUGCAGCGGAGACCAGAAUCGGCCUUAAGCACAGAAGAGCAUAACCGUGUGAGACAGCGCAGGGCAGAAAGCACACGUGCCAGGGAGAGAGAGAUGGCCCUGCACCAGUGGAGAAUUGCAGCUGAAAGGAAAUACCAGAGUUUGGGAACGGAAGAAUGGCGUCCAAUGACCAGCAUGAGUCGUCAGCCAUCCGAAAAUGAGGUGGCACAGGAGCAACGCAGGCCACGGACAGCAGAAGGAGCUGUUCCACCCAGAACCAAAAGCAAGUCUCAGUCACUGCCCAGAAUGGCUCUUCAAUCAGAAAACCUACAGUACUUUAGCAUACCAACCUCCGGGCAGGAUUCAUAUGGAAGCUAUAGGUUAAAUGGCCAUCAUACACGAGAACCUCAUGGAAGACAUCUUAGUGAUGCAGAGAGAAGGGAGAGGUAUACAGACCGGUCAGGUGCACAGUCCGCACCACCACUGAAACCCCGAUUCAGUCGACCUCUUAGACCUCCAUCUUAUGAGGUGCACCAGCAGAUGCGUGGGAGCGCCGAGAUUCUUACAGGGGAUAUCCCCCCUCGUGCCAGAGACAGGACUCCACUGCCUUUCUCGAGGCAAGAAUACUUUGUACAAGAACUUGGAGGCUCUGGCUCAGAGCCCCCUGGUUAUAUCCCUCCGCCAUCCUACAGGAGGCAGCCUGUGGUUAAAGCAGGGCACAGAACUUAUCCCAUCUCAAUGGGUAACCACCAGUACAGAGGUGACCCUUAUAUGCAGGGAUCUGCCAUGACAGAAGUGCAGGAAUGGUUUAUCAGGCAGACUGGAUUGGCUUGGCCAGAUCAUUACAGAGAUGGAAGAAGUAUGCCCUGCAGGAGACAGGGAUAUCCCGGCUACGGCGAAGAACGGAUGGGUAAUGUUCAAUACAUUCCCUUUGAUGACCCUCGCGUCAGGCACAUUUCAGGAACAGGGAUAGAUGGCAACUCUUUGACAGACGCAGACAAAAUCAGAAACAUCAGAAACGAGAUUCCAGUCAACCACAUAACUGAGAAGAGCACUGAAAGUGCAUUUCCACUCAAAGAGAAACCAUUGGACCACACUGAACCAAGUCAGAGCAAUAUAAGGGUCCCUUCUGUUAAUGAGAACAGUAUGCAAAGGGAAGUCUUGAAAGAGACAGAAAGAUCAAACACAGUAUCAGAUCCAAACUGCAAUAGGGAUCCAGCUGACCAUGGCAAUACAAUUGCUCUUCAUAUGACAUCAAAUCAAAGUUACAUUGAGACGGUAACACAAGUAAAGAAAAUUGAGCCGAAAACUGUUGGUGAGAAUAAGAAAAACUCGAAAAAGAGGCUCAAAGAGACAAUGUUUUGCCUGGUUUCUGUCCCUAUAAAUAUGCAAGCAAACAAAGUUGUCUCUGACCCAAAUAACAAUGAAAAAGUGGCAAACUCUAUAGAGAACACAGCAAUACAACCUGACAACCAAAACCUUUCAAUAACUCCAGUUAUCAAAGACUUGCAAUUACAAUCCAGCAGCUCACUAUCUAUUAAAACCUCUAAAAAUUCCCCAUUGAGGAAAGAGGUUGUAGAUGUUAGGUCUUUUAAUGCAAGCCAAGACGAUGAAUUGUUUUAUGCAGGAUCCUGGCCUGGUGAUCAGUACAGGAACCAGGAAACUCAGACAGGUUCUCCCGAAGUUUCACGAAACACCCAUUCUCAAGGAGCUCCUGUCCAGAUGUCAAAUGACUUACCCUCCCUUCACGCUACCACAAAUAAUGAGGAUGGAGCUAACUGUAGUGCCAACUACGGAUAUCCCAUGAUUGGUCAAAAAGAUCUCAACCCUUCCAGCAACAGUGCAUUUUCCAGAACUCGUGCUGGCAGCAAUUCAAGUAUAAAGAGCCCCACUUUAUCCCAGUCAUCACCAACACCACCAUCGCCAGACCGUCAGCUUUUGCUAAGAAAGACUGCACAGAAAGAUCAAACAGCAGAUGGCCAAGAAGUUUUUGGACAGUUCCUUUUAAAGCCAGUGAAUAGAAGAAGAUGGGAUGCCAUUGGGGAGCUGGAGUCUUUUAAUAAAGAGAUACAAGAUCAGACAGGCAAGUGUCCAAGUGUUGACCAAAAUAUACAGGAGCUGGAUGACGCAUUAAACAAUAUCCUGGAACUAAGCAGUGCUAGCUCAGAGGUCAACAAUAGAGGAGAGAAAACAGACCCACUUAGGUUAACGGAGGAAACUGACCAGGCGUCACAUGUAGUGCAGGUCACAGAGAAGCAUUUGAAAAGAAAUAACUUAAAUGUAAUGUCAGAUUCAGGAAGUAGAGGCAGAAUAGCAGGACACCCAGAAUACUCCUCCAGGGCGAAGAUAAACUUGGAAACCCAAACCCAAGAAAUACACGAGGCCAAAGGCAACAUUUAUGUAAACUUUGAGGUUCUCCAAAAGGAGCAUAUGAAUCCAGGAAUGCAUAGGCAGGAUAUCACAGUGCCGAAAGAGUGCUUGCUUAAGGAUGUUGGCUUAACAGUGUACACCGCCAUUCCAGACACGGUGACGUCAGGAUCACCCACAUACAUGAGUCCUGAGUCUCCUAUGUUAACCAGCCCUUCAGAUAAUUCGGAGGUCUGUGAGACCUUACAUAUUACAUCAUCAGACAGUAGCGGAGAUCUAAGCACGCACAGCCCUGAGUUAGCUGAAGGUACUCAAAGCUUGAACAAUAACAAUGUCUUUAAUUCCGAAGCCCUCAAUGAGAAUAAAGCAGGAGGGGAAGCUGGCAAAUCGGGCAGGUCCUCACGUAUCCGUGCAAUCAAGAGUCUCCAUUCUAGGUUCAAAGCAAAUUACGAAGACGACGAUGACAAUUGGUAUUCAGAGUAUCUCAGCUGGAGUAAUGAAAAGACGCUGGCAGAUGAACACCUUGAGACUCUAUUGAGUCAAGAGAAGGCCAACAGCAUGCAGACAGAAGACUUUAGUAACCUUUACCAAGUCCAGUCUGCCAAAGGCAUUCCUGAAAACGAGUCCAUUGAGGAACGUGCUGCCAGGAUACUUGGCAUUGCCGUACCAGUUGAAAGCCUGGUUGUUGAUCAGGGCGAUGAAAAAGAGGCAGAAACCACUUCAGAAGUCACAGAUGGUUUAGCCUUUCCAAUACAAACCAAAGAGAUUAGCUCAAAUGAGGAGACAAAGAAUGUCAGUAGAGAGUCUGAGGAAGUGCCAUGUAGGUCUAUGGAAAGUCAUGAAGGUGGGACAGAACAGAACAGUUGUGAGGUAGAACUUGGAGUAGAUCCAGAGUCUAGAGAUGGUUUACUUAAUGCAGAGAAACACGGCCACAGAGUUCCCUCUGGAGUUCUGGAGUUGCCCGAGUUUCCUCCAAGUAACUUAUGUUUGUCGCUUCCACUGACAGAACAUGAGGAGUUGACCUUAAGUGUUGGUGGAGGAGACAUGAAAGUUUUUGAUGAGGUUACAGAAGCACCAUGGGACCAUUUGCAAGCAUUUACUAAUGAUCAAGCAUCCCUGGAGCACAGCAUCUAUGCAAAAGAAGAAAUCAUCAGUGAGUCAUCAGUGAGAACAGUCACCAGGAUCACCCUGGCCAAAGAGUCUGAGGAAGAACAAGGCUCUGAAGAUGAAGAAGAACUAACAGAAUCAGUUAAAGUGGACCAAACACUGAAGCAGAUGGACCAAUUUAUUGAGUGUGCAGCAGGAGAAAACAGGGACAUUACCAGUUAUAUGCAUGAGGAGGAUGAGGCUCAAGGGGAUGAGAAAGUGACAGCAAAUGACCUGAUACAAGACAGAUCAAGUGAGCCACCAAAGUCUAUGGCACGUCCAAUCCCACAGCCUCGUAGUGGAAAGGUUGCAAAAAGAGAGAUUACCCUGCCACAACCAUUCAACAUGGAUAAUGUGGUGUCUGCAAUAGAGGACGACGACAAACUAUGUAUCUCAGAUGCAUAUGACCCCAGUCGUGUGGAGCGAGUCUGAACUUGGACGCUGUCGAAGCAAACGUGUGACCUUUCUGGAAUAUCUGCUCUAAUGAAACAGAACUGGAUAUCUUCAGGCCUCUCGCUUCAUUAACAACAGUCACAGAAGUUCAUACGCAGGCAGAUGAGCUUCAUGAUACAUAUUAAGACUAAUUUCUACGUACUUCUUGAUGGCUGUAAUAGUUAACUAUCAUCGAAAGUCUAUAAUAAUGAGAUUUGAAUGUAUAAUGUAUUUCAAGCAAAGCUCAGACAUUACACGAAUAGUUACAAAUCAGUCUGUGUAGACCUUAAUCAUUUUCUCAAGAAACUUAAGUUUCUCUGCACCAGCAAAUGCUGGAGUUCUGUUGGACUGUCACAGAACACAGUGUCAUUAACGUGCCAUUAAGCAACAACAAGAAGAAAGACACAAAUCCUUGCACUUCUUAUUUCUGUAGUAUUACCAAUGAGAGGAAAGGGGGAGGCAUUGAUGUAUCAAAGCAAUGAAUUGAACUGACGAGGUAGCAGCUAAAUCAGUUACAUUACACUGUGCUUUAAAUCACAGAGCAAACUAUUUUUGUAAGAAAUGUUAAAAGGAAAGCGUGAAAUCUGGUUUACAGGUGGGAAAAACUGGCAGCUAAGAAGAAAGCUGAAACAAGUCCAGGAUAUUUUGUGUGAAAUCCUGCUCUCCAGCUUUAAUCUUAACUGUAUCAGACAGUAUUAAUUGUAAUUGCUUUAAAAUUGCUUAGACUGUGCACCCAUAUAGUUUUCAUAUCUCAUAUUAUGCAGUUUGAGCUUUUCAACGUAGCAAUCUGAUAAUGUAUAUUAUCACCACAAAAUGCAAUAAAAAAUAAAUAUGUAUUUAUUUUAUUAAGCUAUCGACUUGUACAGAUGAAAAUAUAUUCGAAAAGUAUUUUGUAUUUUAACUUGUGAAUUGGUUUGCUUGCUUACAAUCAUUACGGUUAUAUCAUACCUGAAUAUGUUUAUGAUUAUUAUCCUGUAGUACUCUUGCAAUGAAGGAUUUUUUUGUGAUGUGUGCUGUGCCUUUUGUUGCACAAAUAUCAGAAGGUAUUAUAUGUUGUUUUGAUGCAUUUUAUUACACAUGUGAGGUAAUCCGUAUCUGUGAGUCAAUCUCAGUUCUAAAAGUUACUAACGUGUAGUGGUUGUAAGAUAGUUUACCAUAUUAUUGCUUGGUUUUCUUAUGUUUUAUGACUCUUUACAUGCAAGAUUGAAGUGGGCCGUGGAUCCUUUGAAAAGUUGUUUAUAGCUGCAUUCCACGACGGGCAGAAAAUGAAGAAAACAAUUAUUAGCACAUCCAAAGACUGAAAAUAGUGAGCUCAGCCAAAAACUUCAGAAAGUCAUUGCUUACUUUAUUCUGGAAAUAAGUGCAAAUAUUGUAAUGUUACAGUAGUAUUCCUAUUGCUAUUUGUCACUGCUGGCAUUACAAUAACUGCAAGUUCAUGUAGAUAGAUAAAUUCAACAAGUUGUUUAAUAAUAUUGCACAAUAAACCGAUGAAACAUUGCAUUCUUCACAUUUUUUUUUGUAAGUUAUCAUUGCAGUGUUGUAAGUAUGAUUGUUUCUACCACUUUGUACAAUUUUCUUUUCAAAAUGAAUAAUUAUAUUGUUGCAUAAAACAUAUAUGGCAUUUAAUAUCUUUUUCUAUUUUCAUACAGAAACUGUACAUGAUUAUUUUGUAUGGGUUGGAGUUGAUUUGCCUUCUCUGCAUGAGAUAGGAGAUGUAAACUGGGGUCAGGAAAAUGUUUUGCAUACAGUUGCAUUUGGUACGACAUUAAAAUAUAUUCAUUAUACUACAUUGUGCACAUUUUUAUCCUGCUUUGAAAUUAUUUAAAAUUUAAAACAAGCUAUUUUGGGGGUAAACGAUGUGUUUACUUAGUAGUGUCUGAUUCACAGUAUUUGGUGAAUGUGAAUGAAGUGUUUGAGAGGAAAUUUCUUUGUGUAUUAUAGAAGGUUGCUCAUGAAUAAACUCCUUCCAUGGA